This is a messenger RNA of Actinia tenebrosa (Australian red waratah sea anemone), 2799 nucleotides long. RefSeq lists its product as uncharacterized. Lineage: Eukaryota; Metazoa; Cnidaria; Anthozoa; Actiniaria; Actiniidae. The record is from RefSeq and is a predicted model, not a curated record.
ACAUUCGAUCAAAAUGUCAGAAAUUUAUUUACUUAACCAUUGUCUUUCAACAGUGGCACUGAAUAAAUAGCUAGCCUACGUGAAGAUCUUAGAAUACCAAUGGCAAGAUGAAAAGUAAUAUGAGGAAAUUCUGCACCRUUGACCCGUGAAACUUCUAAUCAAUAUUGGUUUAGUGAAGACGCCCUAAUCGUUCCGACCACUUUAAGAUUUCAAAGCCGACUCGGCUACCACUUUGUAGUCUCCAUAGCCUGGCAUAAAUUUAGAAUACUUGCUUUCUUUAUGUAGAUUGGAAUUUGUCAUUUGCUGCUAAGUUCAUGGCAAAAACAAGAGAAUCUGCAGGACCAAGCGUCAAAAGCCUAGGAGAAGAAGUGCAAAGGCAAUAUCUAYCGAUUGCGAAAAUGGCUGCCAAUGUGGAGCAAAGCACGAAGGAAAUAGAAGCUUUAAAGCAGGAGAUGUCGGACCUUAUAUACCACCUAUGCAUAGGACAUUCCUUCAUCACCAUAGGCUUUCAUUUCACGGUGAGGUAGCGAGCGCCAUCUUAAAGGAUGAGCAAACACAUCAAAUAUUAUUGUAGAUGCAUGGGAUUUUGAUUGACUUUGAAAUUUACAUUUGCUCCGUUUCGAUAGAUUUUGUUAUUGAAAGCUUUUCUUAAUGUAAAAUAUAGUAUCUGGUCGAGAAUGAUGUUACUGACAUUAUAUAGGAUGAUGUUCAUCUAAUCCAUAACCAACAACAUGAAAUGCAGUUUCAUGUUAACGAAGGGUAAGCUGGUCCUCACAACACUGCAGUAAGGGCAUUUAUCAUACAAGAAAUCGUAAGAGAAGAAACUGGCUUUAAACCAAUUAUUUUGAGAGCAAAGUCUUUAGUGAGUUACUCAGACGGCUGUGGUGGUCAGAACAAAAACAUCAUAAUAAUGGCACUUUUUUGCGAAUUAGUGAGGAAAGCUGUGUACAGUGAUGAAUCACAAGUUUCUCACGGGUGGACACACCUUCCUCCCUAAUGAUACAGACUUUGCACAAAUAGAGAAGAGAAAGCGAAGUGCCAUGGUCCAUCUUCCAGAAAUAUGACCAAAGGUAGUGGAAGAAGCCGACAGGCUCAAACCCUUUAAGGUCCAUUGGUUGGAUUUUGGUUGGGGUGAAGAAGUAGACCAGGCGGGCAACCACACGAUGGUUCAUCAUCCAGAAGAGGUGUGGAUGAGAUAUGGAUAUUCGAGAGAAGAGCCCUGGAAGAAUGUCAAGGGUUGGAAUGGCGACCAACUUGAAAAUCUGAGACGAUUAUAUGAUGGACCGAUAAGAGUGAAGGAUGCCAAAGUGAAAGAUCUGAAGAAGUUGGCAGAGAAACAUCUUCCACCCGAAAAAAGGGGAUUCUACAUGAAUCUAAACAACGGGGCAGUGGAAGAGGAUGGUUUAGACAAUUUCAUGAUAGCAAAAUUUACGGAGUUUGCUGGUUUGCAGCAUCUAGUUGACAAUCAGGUGUCUCUUCUGGAAGAAGAAAGAAAAGCUCCUCUAACAAAAAAAGAACUAAAGCAGAUGAUGAAUUCCAGAACAAAAUUGCUGAUCCCCAAAUGAGUCAGAUAGGCAAUCAAACAAAAGAUACAAAACUUGCUGAUCCCAAAUCAGGGAAAUUAUAACUCAGACAGAGGAAACUAAUGAUUUUUCAAUGCGAUUUUUGAGCACUGAAAAAUCAUUAAAAGAGUUACGGGAUAUUCUUUUAAAACAGUCAUACCCGCUUCUGAACCUGAAUAUGUCACAGCUAGCCCUUGCAUCCCUUAAGCUAGUAUGACUCCAAUUGCCAGAGUUACUCCUAUAUCAAGGUCUGACCUGGGCACAGAUACUGGUAUGGUACCUGGGUGUUCGGGAGACUGGACUGAGUCACGUGAUAGGCUCAUUAACAUUAAAUGAAUAGUGUGCGUUCAUCCAUACAUUUUGGUAGCAGAGCGAGGUUUUUAAGAUGAAAAAUCGCUAAAAUGUCAGAGGAAAAAUUAAAGACAAGUAAGAUGAAAACAAUAGCUGGAUUUACAAGAAAGAAAAACAAACUAUUUAUGGCGCUGGAAGGUGGUUUGACCUCAAGAAUGGAAAUCAGAGAAAUGUAUGAUGGGUUAAACAUAGCUAUGGAAGACAUAACAGCUACUAUCAAGAAUUUAGAGGAAUACUACGAAGGAAUUUGCGACACCGAGGAAGGUAACACACUCUCAGCCAAAWUGGAAAUGAUCGAACAAGACUUCGAAGAGGUAGAGCAGAUUGUGAGAGCUUGUCUCAAAAACAACAUUUAACUUGCCCAAUCAAAUGCUUCACAUUCCAUAGAAAAAAGAGAGACUGCGAAAAGCCCGCUCAUUCUAUGGUUAAUCAAGAAAUCGAGAAUUUGAGGCAAGAAGUAAGUAAACAAGAGGAAGAAAUAAGUAAAAUAGUUUAAGAGUUGGAAGCUAGUUGCAAGAAUUCGCAAGAACUAGAGCCAUUACAGAAUGCCGAAAAAGUGGCGCCGAUAGAUCAAAAUCCACGAAGAAUGAAAAGAAUGCAGACAAAUCGCCGAGAAAAGAGCCGGAAAAACAAGAUAUCAAAGAACCGGCAAAAGAAAAACGCACUAAGAAACCAAAAAGAAAAAUUACCAAGGAAAUGGAAGUAAAAGUCAUCAAAGAACCGACUUGGAAUAUACCGCUACCAUCGAACAAGUCACCCAAAGCCCAAGAUACAUUAAGCAUGGGAGGUCACAUAGCUUCAUCAACCCCAGCGUUUCAUCGUCCAAUGUCACAGUUCGCCUUUAGUUCUCUAAAUCCACAGAUGCGGGAUUCAUCGUUAAACUUGG